Messenger RNA from Populus trichocarpa (black cottonwood), 3467 nucleotides. RefSeq lists its product as uncharacterized. The record is from RefSeq and is a predicted model, not a curated record. NCBI's taxonomy places the organism in Eukaryota, Viridiplantae, Streptophyta, Magnoliopsida, Malpighiales, Salicaceae. Bases 732 to 2954 code for a protein of 740 amino acids. The transcript is spliced from 3 exons.
ACACACAAAUGCGCGCUUCUCUCUCUCCUAUUUCUAUCAGCAAAAAAAUAUACAAAAGGUACUCUUUUUUAUUUUAUUUUAAUCCAAACAGCAACUCUUCUUCUCUCUCACUCUCUCUUGCUGUCACACACACUGCAAAAAGAAAAAAACUUAAUUUGAUAUGUUUCAGACAAAAUCUAAGCAAUAAUUAUUAUAAUAAACAAAAGCUAAAUUACAAUCAAGAAGAGGAAACCUUAAAACACUGUCUGGUUUUUGAACAACAGCAACAGCAACGGCAAACACCAAAACCGAAAGCCCUUCCAGAUCUCCUUCUCCAGAUCCCUUUCUGUCAUAAAACCCUUCAAUCCAAGGUUUAUUUGGGGUUUUGUCUUCCUGGGUAUUCUUUCUUUUUGCUGAAUUUUUUUUGGCUGUUUGUUUCUUUUGGGCUACGGGUUUUAAAGGGUUUAUAAGCAUUUCUCCAUGAAACCGACCUUUGUAGCUGGUUCUGGCACCUGGGUUCGCUUCGAAAUACUGGCUUUUGAUUGAUUUACUAGACUUUUCUCUUUGAUUUUUUGUUUGUUUUUGGGUCUGGAAAGACUGAGUUGGGGUUUCUGAAAUGGGUAGUAGCUCCGCUGACCCCAACUGUAAUAUCAACAACAUCAACACCAAAGCCAUUGAUGCAUCUGUGGGUGCUUUAGUUUGGGUCCGCCGGAGAAACGGCUCAUGGUGGCCGGGUCGGAUUGUGGGUCUCGAUGAGAUUUCUGAGGGUAGUUUGGUCUCGCCAAGAUCAGGCACUCCUGUUAAACUUCUUGGCCGCGAGGAUGCCAGUGUAUGCUUUAUUUUGUUGGUUUAGGGAUUGGUAUAAUCUUGAAAAGUCAAAGAGGGUGAAGGCAUUUCGAUGUGGGGAAUAUGAUGAAUGCAUUGAAAAGGCAAAGACUUCCGCUGCAAAUGGUAAUAAGAGAGCUGUGAAAUAUGCUCGGAGAGAAGAUGCCAUUCUCCACGCCUUAGAGAUUGAGAAUGCUCGCCUAGGCAGGGAUCAACUGGACUUCUUCUCUAGAAGUGAUAAUUUGGGUGAAGAGCAUGGUAGUUCAGCCAAAGAAUCAAGCAUGUCUUUUUCUGGAAAAGAAGAUGGUGAUAUGACUGAUGGGGAUAGUUAUUCUGAAGACAAUUCAGACAUGGAUGCAGAUUCAGAUUCUGGUUUGAAUACUGAUUCAGGCUUGGGUUCAGAUUUAGCACCAGAAUUAUCAGAGUCUGGUACAUCCUCUGAGGAGCCAAAUUAUAAUGGUGCUUGUAAGAUGCAGUCUUUGCCAGGAAAGAGGAGAAGAACCCCAAAUGAUUCUGAGGAUGAUGGAACAGAAGGAAUUAAGCGAAUGAGAGGACUUGAGGAUCUUGGAAUUGGUGUAGGAGAUUCAAACACUGGGAAUUGUAUGCAUAAUAUCUGUCCUGUAAAUGGUAGCAAAGGUUAUAACUUGUUACUGAAAAGAAAAAGGUCUCAAGUAGCAAAUGUUAAUGAGCUCUUGAAAAGAAAAAAUCGUCACCGACCAUUGACAAAAGUUUUAGAGAGUACGGCCAUGGUGUGUGUUCCAGUUAUUUGUGACCAUCUUUCCAGUCCAAGUAGCUUGCCUCUUCCGGGAUUAUCUGACGGUAAGAUUUCUGGAAUAGAAUCAAAUGGGUCUAGAAAAGACUGUUCCUUUGCAACCAAUAAUAACUCAGACAGUUAUGGAGUUUCUUGUGAGAAUGGUAGCUCAUCAAAGUCUUCUGAUCAUGCUUAUGAUGCUGCUCUCAUUAAUCACAAGUUGAAGAAGGAAAAAGAUAUUUCCAGCAUAUCCAGGCCAGCUGAGAACAUUUCUGUGGACAGGUUAUUUGAUGUGCCAUUUGUUGGGGAGGAAAAACACUCUACAGGUUUUUCUCCAAUACUUGUGUCCUGUUCACCUGGAAAGCAUCAAAUUGGUGGAUUGGGGAAGCAAUUUAGUCAAAGCAGUCAAGCAGAAGCUGUAUUGUUGAAAAAUGAAGCAUGCAACGAAUCUGGUUCUACUAGUCUGGCAGCUGCCUGUAUUUAUAAUAAUUUCAGCCAGAGGAUAGAGAAAGGUGCUUCAAAGUGGCAGUUAAAAGGAAAGAGGAAUUCAAGACACACAAGUAAAAAUAGAAAGCAAGACUCAAGAAAAGAUGACAUGGAUGAUGAACCCAAUGCUUACUUGGCAGGUAUGGAGCACUUGGAUGGAUUCCGUCAGGGUCCUGAUCAGAAAGUUGAUUGUGGUGGAGGUAAAUCCGAACCGUUUUCUGAAUACCGUGUGGAUGCUGUUCGGGACAGGAGCAAGUCUUCUUCUCAUGGGGAAGGUAUGAGGGCGGCAACGGUGGAGUUGUCUGUGCCUCAAAGGUCACUUCCGUACCGUCAAUCACGCUUCAUGGUUAAUUCCAGAUAUCAGACAUCAGAUUUUCCUGGAAGAAAUCUCUCCUCGUGUUCAAAACUAUUUAAUGUUGAGAUCAAGGUUCAACGCAACUACCGGCAGCAGCAUGUUCCGUUGGUUUCUCUAAUGAGUAAAUUGAAUGGUAAAGCCAUUGUCGGUCACCCUUUAACAAUUGAGAAUCUAGAUGAUGGCUAUUCUGAUCUUAUGCUUGGUAGUAAUGAAAGGGAUACAACUCAUGUUACGGAAGGGGAAACUCCCAAACCGGGUUAUGUGGCUAUGCGAAAUAUAGAGGCUGGUAGGACACCUGCCAGGCGUAUGACAAUGAAACCAAGAUCUUCACCAAGAAAAUCACACAAAUUAAGGAAAUGUGGGUUGCUUUCUAAAAAGAUUCGGAAACUGUCUUCUUUGACAGGGAAAAGAGUAGAAGAUAGAAAACCGGUGGUGGAGAAGCCUGAGGGUCCUGUUAUAGCUUGUAUCCCCCUCAAACUAGUGUUCAGUAGGAUAAAUGAGGCAGUGAAUGGUUCAGCAAGGCAAACACACCGUGCCUUACCAUCAAGCAACUCGUGAACCGUGUUCUCUGGAAAGGUUGGAGAAUUUUGGAUUAAAAUGAUAAAUUUGUUUAGUUUUGGGGCGCGCGUCGUCACGGGAGCCUGUUUUAGUUGGGGCACCUAGUUUUCUGCAUAUCCAAAUGAUGUCUGAUCUGUGGCAUGUUUGCUUCACCCUGAAGGUGGAAACUCUCGGUUACAAUUCCAUGAGCUUUCUCACCGUUGUAGAGAUGGACAGAUAGGAUUAAGAACAAUGGAGGCUGUCUAGCUGUGUACAUAUGUAACGGUAGUUGAAGUGUAAAUUAAAGAUGGCGACCUUGGUUGGUAUAAGGUACUUGUGGCCUGAUGCUAGGUUUUAAAUUUAUGAAUUGAGGUUGGUUUAGAGGGCAAAUAACUUGAGUUUUUUCAGCGACUGGUCUGUGACAUGAUAACAAUUUUGAGGGUAAAUUAUACUCUACAUUUACGCCUUGUGUUGUACUUGUGGCCUGAUGUUAGGUUAAAUUUAUGAAUUGAGAUUGGUUUAGAGGGCUAAGAA